This is a messenger RNA of Protopterus annectens (West African lungfish), 1662 nucleotides long. Its product is annotated as low affinity immunoglobulin epsilon Fc receptor-like. The transcript has 6 exons. The coding region runs from base 137 to 1135 and encodes 332 amino acids. The record is from RefSeq and is a predicted model, not a curated record. Lineage: Eukaryota; Metazoa; Chordata; Ceratodontiformes; Protopteridae.
UGAUGAUGGUACUGUUACCACAGUAAGGUUUUCACUUGAUGACCACACUGGCUGACUUCAGAUGGAACAGUACUAACAAAGGAACAAGUUCUGCUUUUCAUGCAGACUUAGAAGCAGACAGCCAGAGAAAGCAACCAUGACAAAUGAGCACAUAUACGAGGGACUGCAGCCUGUUAAUGAGGAAUCCUACAGCAAACUGAAUCCACCCCAACACACCAACAUCUAUACACCUCUAAAAAUGCCAGCAGCGGAACACAAAAACGGUAUUUUCAGUUUUGAUUCUGAUACAGCAAAGAUAUCCUGGCGAACCAGAUUAAUUGUCGGAGCUUUUCUCCUUCUCUGUGUCAUCCUACUGAUGGGAAUUGUAGCUAUCGCAGUGAUGUAUAACAAUGCAUCAAAGCAAAAUUCUCAUCAGUUAGAGGAAGUACAAUUACUCUCUGCUGAAUAUGCAAAAUUAACUGCCCAGCACAGGGAGGUGUCAGAAAAUUUCAGCUUUGUUUCUGAGCUGAAUGAGGCAUCAAAGCUCAACGAUAUUCCUUUCAACUGCAGUGAAAUUUCGAGACCUGCUAAUGAAAAAGAUCUAGAAAUAUUUCAGCUGAGAAAUGAGAAGCAAGCUCUUUCUAAGGCACUUUCAGAGCUGAAGGAUACAUUUUGCAUGCAACGUGGUGCAAUUACCAGGUGUCAUGUCUGUCCAUCAGGAUGGACAGCAUUCUAUCCAAGUGAAAAAAAUUCACUAAGUACCAGCUGCUAUUACUUCUCUACUGCAAACAAACAUACCUGGGAACAGGGCAGAGAGGACUGCAAAAAUAACAGUGCUGAUUACGUGGUAAUAAACAAUGAUUUGGAGAAGGAGUUUCUUAGCUUGUUUGCAAAUAAAAAUGAAAAGUAUUGGAUUGGAUUGUCAGAUAUUGCAACAGAAGGUGACUGGGUCUGGGUGAAUGGCAAAAAACUUACAAAAGGAAAAGUGAAAUGGGAUGUUGGGCAACCUGACAAUAACCAUCGUCAGGAUUCUGAUGGAGAGGAUUGUGCUGCAAUAAUCAUUUCUGCAAUUUCUGGACUUAUCACACAUGACUUUUCAUGUCAGUUUACUUGUGCAUAUAUCUGUGAAAAGAUGGGGACAGUAAUCACUGUGUGAACAUUUUAGUUAAGGCUACUCAUUAUUAUCCAUGUUGAAUGAUAUAGUUUCAGGCAGUUGCAUGGAUCAAACUCUCAUACUGCCGACGUUCUAAUGCAGGCACGAGUAUCUUCAGUUAGCUAAAAAUUCUCAGUCAGAAAGGAAACAAGACUUAAUCUCACAGGAAGAUACUCUUUUUAUAAACAAUUUCUAAUGCACAGGCAUGCCUAAAACAUUGUGAUUAAUGCUAAUGUACUUGUUUUUAGAUGUAUAAUAAGCCAACGUUUAAAAAAUAAACUGUUUCAUAAUUAUGCAGAGCCUCUCUAAGAGCACAUUGCUAUCCUCUGCAGAUUUUCUUCCAUUUUCCUAUUUUCUGGAAUUACUUUGCUAUAGAUUAUUCUUAAUGCAGAAUAAUAUAAAAAAUGAAUGCAACAUAAACUAAAAAUAUGAAAUUCGGUAUGUUACUGUUUUAGGUAGCCAAGCAAACUGUAUAUACAAAUUAAAGACAGUUGUGUAAAUACAAAAUAAACCUGUUUAAAUAUUAAGAA